This is a messenger RNA of Fundulus heteroclitus (mummichog), 7838 nucleotides long. It is a transcript of the gene rif1, whose product is annotated as replication timing regulatory factor 1. The transcript has 36 exons. Lineage: Eukaryota; Metazoa; Chordata; Actinopteri; Cyprinodontiformes; Fundulidae. The coding region runs from base 289 to 7362 and encodes 2357 amino acids. Gene Ontology annotation, cellular component: nucleus. The record is from RefSeq and is a predicted model, not a curated record. Gene Ontology annotation, biological process: telomere maintenance.
GGUAACUAAGUGCGUGACGCGUGGUGGUUUGGCGCCAGCAGCUUUCGCGGGGUAUCAACAGCACAGUGAACUGAGCAGCACGAGCGCUCCCAGCUAACGGUGGCAUCGGCGUUGUGGGCUGAGGUGUUCGGUGAAGAGCGCAGUGGUGUCCCGCCGGGAAGCGACGCAUCUUCGUUUCGUUCAUGGUGGGUCCUCUUCCCAUCUGACAAGCAGGAGCUGUGGGGACCGGAGGGUGACGUCGCUGCUGGACACCGGGCGCUGCGAGAGGCCUCCAGGAGGUGAGAGAUAAUGAUGGCGACUGCGGGGCCUCCCAGCACCUCCAGCUUCCUCCCUCUGCUGGAAACUCUGGAGGACAGCACAGCUGGACAGUCGGAGCAGACGGACGCCUACCUGACCAUCGCCAAUCGGCUCAGUGGAGAUGAAGGCCGGCAGUUCCUCCCGGCGGUACAAAACGACUUCUCCCGUUUAGGAAAAGUCAUAUUGGCCCACGCAAGCAAUUCAAAUGCCGAUCUGAGCCAAGCUGCCUUACAGGCUUUAGGUUUCUGUGUGUUUCACUCUCAGGUGGUUUCUGGAAUCUCUGAAAACCUUGCAGCACAGAUCCUGUCGGCGCUCUGCUCCCUGGUGACGAAGUCGACCGACAAGAACACUUGUACCAGAGCCUUGUGGGUCAUCUCCAAACAGAGCUUUCCUGCAGAUGUAGUCGGCAAAAACGUGCCAACUUUGCUGGGUACUUUGGAGAGUGUGUGGAACAGAGAGGAUAUCCAGUCUACAGUGAUGGAGCACGAAGCCCUGAACGUGAUCAUCAGGAUGGUAGAGCAGGUGCCGACAGAGAUGUGUGACGGAGCGGUGCGAUGGGCGAAGCUGGUCAUCCCGUUGGUGGUGCACUCGGCCUCCAAGGUGCGUCUGCGUGCCGCUGCCGCCUUGGAGAUGGGCAUGCCUCUGCUGCUGGCCAAACAGACGGAGGUGGCUGCUGUCAUCGAACCAAUGAUGUCUACAAAACUGAUCCCAGAGCUGCAGAAGCUCUUCAUGUCCAAGAAUGAAACCAACGUUUUGAAGCUCUGGCCGUUGUUUGUGAAGCUCCUCGGGAAGCUGCUGCACAAAGGAGGUCCUUUCAUCAACUCUCUGUUGCACCUGGAGGAGCUUGGUUUCCGCAGCUCCUCUCCUACCAUCAAGAAGAUUGCCUUCAUCGCCUGGAAGAGCCUCAUUGAUAACUUUGCUCUCAACCCAGAUAUCCUGUGUAGCUCCAAACGCAUGAAACUCCUCAUGCAGCCACUCACAUCCAUCCAUGUCAGAACGGAGGCCCUCCUGCUGGCCAAGGUUGAAGUGUGGUGGUAUCUCAUUGUUCAGCUUGGACCCAACCUGUCCUCCAACUUUGAGCAGGUCGCCGUGCCUCUGCUCCAGUCAACUAUUGGGUCGGAUUCUUCCCCUGUUGCAAACACUCCUAGAACCGUCACUCCAAACGGAGCCGUCACACCCGGCACCCCAAAGUCAGGCAACGUGAGCUUCAACCUCUCGGUCGGCACACCUCGAACGGGCCUGAACUCCAGCGUGCAGGUUCCGUCCAGCUUCUCCUCCAUUCAGCUGCUGGGGCUGGAGAUGCUGCUUCACUACUUCCUGGGACCAGAGGUUGUGGCUGCCGCAGCCAAGAACAAGCUGGUGUUGAAUCUAGAACCUCUGAACCACCCGCUCCUCUCUGGUGCUUCAUCCUUCCUGAAACACGCCGCUGUUCUCGUCUCCAACAUCAGAGACGGCUUCACAAACAUUGGCAAAGAUGCUCCAGAGCUGCUGCUGGCCGUCAUUUGGACCAGUCUUGUCCGCUUUGUCAACUUGACUAUAGAGUCAGGCACUAAGAAGGAGCGUCAGGGCUCUGAGGUUCUCACCAUGGUGCUUCAGGCCCUGCAGAGCAUCGUCGUCUCAGAGGCCCUACCUGCAGACAGAGUCCUGAUUCUGUUAGAGGCCACCGUCAAAGGUCUACCUCAGAGAGUUCUUGGCUCUGCUUCCUAUCAAGUGGGCAAGAUGGAUGUGCUGAAUGGAACCCCAGCUCUCUACGUCAUCCUUCUCCUCUUCAACAGCUGUAAGCUGCCGUCCUACGUAGAGGAUGAGAGGUUUUUUCAUUGCCUGCAGACCCUCGUCUCAUGCGGCCUGUCAGGACCCACCUCUCCUCUAGCGUUUGCUGAGGCGGUGCUGGGCGCCAUGAGCAGCUGUGCAGGGUCUCUGCAGAAUAAGGAGCAACUGUGGAGGAUGUGGAGUUUGAUGGUUGGCCCUCUGACUGACACCAUCACACAGUCUAAUGAAGUGAACCAAGGUGACGCUCUGGAGCACAACUUCAGUGCAAUGCACUCUGCGUUGAUGUUCCCCAUCACACACCACCUCCAUGGCACUCUGCUCCAGCAGGCAUCCCAGAAGUCCAUGCUGUCCUCUUGGUCGAAGUUGUACCGGGUUUUUGCUCGCUGUUCUGCUCUGGUGGUCACGGCUGAGGAGAACAUCUGCUGUGAGGAGCUCUGUGUGAAGAUGGCCGCGGCGGUGGACGGAGAGGCGCUGAGGGUCCCUUCAACAUUAAACACUGUCUCCAGUUUCCUGCACGUCAUGGUGGAGUGUGUUGACUUCUCUCCAUACACGCCUCACUUUCAGCAGAAGCUGAAGUCUCCUCACACUCCUGUCAACUGGACACGGAAACGGAGCAAAGCCCUGGGCAACUUGUCUACGUUCGUCUCCCUGCUGGUGCAGUGUCUGCAGGUUUACCUGGAGGCCCCAGAGGCUUCCUCUGAGGCAGCCGGCUCAGCUUUGGUCUCCAUCAUGUCCACUCUCUUCACCAACCUGGUCCUGGCCAACGCCAUCACAGAGGCCUUAAGCGCUCUGAUUCAGCCUCUUGCUCUCUUCUAUAAACACGAUGCUAGUGAGACCAGUAAAUUCUCCACUCACCUCCAGGGAAAGCUGGAGAAACUCCUGUGCGAGGUCGUCAGCUGCCUGCAGUCCCGCUCCACCCUAGCCUACAAUGACGACCUUCUAGCUCUGCUGUCACCCCUGCUUUGUGAGGCGUUUCCACACAAGAGCAAGCAUGUUCGCACGGCGGUCACUCAGUUCUGGAACGCCACCUUCGCCAACACAGUCAGCCUCACGUAUCCUGAGGAGAUCAGGCCAGUGCUGAACCAAGUGAAACAGAAGACUCCCAUCAUCCUUCCAGGCUUUGAGGCCGUCAGCGUUCCUGAUGAGCUCAGUGAAACCUAUUCAAGUGAAAGCUCUCAGCUGGAGACGAAGCUCAGUGGGAUAACUGUUUGUUCCACUGGGAAGAGGGACUCCAUGCUCAGUAAACCUGAACUGAAGGACAGGAGCGCCACAAAGACAUCCAAGCCCGUUUCUACAAAGUUGGACUUUGGUUCUCCUAAACCUCCACGCAGGGGGGUUCUGGAAGAAGAGGCUUCAAUCGACUUUGUCUUUAUCCCUCCUGAGACAAAGGAAAGGGUUCUGACUGAGCACCAGAAGGAGGUGAAAAGAACCAAAAGGGUUGAUAUUCCUGCCAUGUACAACAACCUCGAUGCUUCUCUGGACACAACAGUGUUCAGUCAGUACACACAGAGCCAGGACGACUCUUUGGACAAUGUUGCAGCUGCACAAGGUGACGGCAUUGCCACAGAGGCACCCAAUGAGACAGAGAAACCCACCAAAGUUGCCGAAAUUCUUUCAAAAGAAUCUCAAGAGAGCCCUAAAGACCAGCCAGAGGAGAGCCUCCCACACUCUUCAGAUGUUUCUCUGGAGGAACCUACUAAAAGCACUGAUAGAACCAGAGACAUGGACAUAGAGUCGAAAGAGAGUCCAAGUCCAAACACAUCUGCCUCGUCUGAUUUGGUCUCGGGGACUCCUCAGAAACCCAGCAGUCGGCGGCAGUCUUUUAUUACUUUAGAGAAGUAUGGGGAGGGAAAGCCUGCCAGUCCCAGCAGUGCGUCCUCAUUUACCGGUCCUCUUGUAAAGCCGUCCACCACUCAAGAUCCCUCUAGUGCUGAUAAGCUAUCGUCUUGUGAAACUUCACAGACAUCCGUAGAUCCAAAUCAUGAGGGUUCCUCUUCAUUACGGACGGUUGGCCAACAGUGUCCAGGGGAUGAGUCUCCUAAAAGGCCUAAAGAGUCGAGGACAAAAAGUGAGCCUGUAAGACUGAUUGAGAGACUGCAGAAUGAUUCAGCAGAAGAUGAAGAAGCAAUCCCUGACACACAAAUGAAAGAGGACAUAGAAAGCUCUAGUUACACAGAAGAAAGUCAAUCUUUGAGUCAAAUUGGGGAACCUGAACCAGUGCUAGAUGAUUCCCAGUCCUCUUCAGAUGAACCAAGACGAUCCAGACGUCAUCGGGUCAGACCUCAGCUACCCGGAGAAGACCCAGAGGAACGCGAGGCAAAAUACACACACGUUAAGAGACGACGUUCUGAAGAAGAGCCAAAAGUUGACUCAUCUAAUUCAGCACAGAGCAGACCAAACACCAGGAGCAAAGAGGGGACCGGUGAGAACAGUGGCAGAGACCGGCUACGAUCAAAGUCUCAAAGCAACUCUGCUGAAUCUAGCCAAAGUACUCCUCGGGGAAGACCUAAAAAAAAGGUCAAACUUUACAGUUCUUCAGAGAACCUUCUUGAAUCUCCUGGGCGCAAAAGGAGAAGCACCAGUGAGCUGCAGUCCAGACAUCCUGACAUCCAAUCAGAAACACAGUCCAAUAAUGAAAACCAGAAGCACAGAAGGUCCAGUCAGCUAAGCAAAGCUUCAAAGGAAGCUGGUGAGGCUGAAGGAUCCAAAGAAGGGUCCAGCCAAAUUUCUACCGAUGGUAUGGUAGAUCUGAUUAAGAAAGACGAUGCUCAUCCAAACACGGACUCCCAAAGAGUCAUACCUUUGGUUCAGACUGAAAAGUCUGAGGAGGUAAAACCAGAAGAAAUGACCCAACUGGACGAAAGCUUGAAGGAAGUGCAAAAAGUUCUCACAUCUUCUCCUGAAAGUGAAGCCAAAUCCCAAGAAAGCCUAGAGUCUAAUGCAGUAAUGCCUUCUCCAGUGGAAGAGUCCAAAGAUGAAACUAGAAAAAAGCUAGAGAGCGUGGAAACGACUCCAGACAACAUUAAUGCCAUAGAAACUGUGGUUGACAACUCGAGCCAGAAAGACUUGCAGGCUACACCUUCAUCUUCUGACAUGCAGGGUAAACGUAGAUACACUCGAAGAAAAGCAACAUCUGAGGCAGCAGGGUCUGAAGACAAAGAUGGCCCUAUCAGUUCUCCAGGACCGUCGAGACGUUCUCAGACGUCCGCUCUUGUUAGUCAGGCUGAAACUGGCAUUGGAGGCAGGACCAGGAGGAGUAAACUUGUGGAGUCUAGUCCAAGCUUUACCCCUGAAAGUUCUCAGUCAUUAGAUAUAUCCAGAUCAGGGUCAUCUCAAGGCAGGGGCAGGCCUUCAAGAUUGAGAUCCUCUCAGUCAUUAUCACAGUCAUUAUCACCCAGUGUGGAUUCAUCAGAGUCUGAAUCCUCGAUGGUCCUGGAGGACCCUAUUCGCAAAAGGAGGGGGAGGAAGCCUCGAGCAUCUCUGCAGAGUCCUCUUACUCUUCAGUCCAAGGAUGACAGUUUGGAUAUGAAAGAAACCGUCUCUCAAAACCUGGAGACAAAAAACAGUUCAGAGGAAUCAUCAGAAAUCCCAAAAGAUUUGAAGGAAGUUGAUCCGGUGACGAGAAGCAAAACUGAGCCAAAUAAGGACGAGUCCGAGUCCCCAGUGGUGACUGAGUCUCAGGCUGAAAGUGAAGAUCUAAAGAAGACUGAAAGUGAAGAUGCACACCAGGAGAGCAAGUCCAUGAGCAGUCCCGAACAAACCGACUCAAACAGUAAAAAGCCUUCUUCACAAGAAAUGCUUGAAUCUGUUGGGUUUGAAAACACACCGACACAGGACUCAUGUCCUCCUCCUGAGGACAAGUUCCAAGUCUCAGAGACAUCCGAGGAAAAGGCAGAAAAGGUUUCUGAUCCUGAACAUGAAGUUACAGAAGUACAGCUGGAAUCAAAUUCAGACCAGCAAGAACCUGCAGCUCCUCCAGAGGAGGAACCUGCAGCCGAGGAGCUUCAACAAAGCCAGAUGGAGUGUGCGCAGAUCACCGACGAGGAAGAGCUGUCCGCCACACACCUGGUUUCAGAGUCCAGCGAUAAGGAGGACAUUCCUCUGCAGCACAACGAAGACUGUCAUCCUGAGACAACUGAGGAUGAAUACAAAGCAUCGCCUGGCACUGAACCUUUGGAUUCUGCUGGACCUGACUGCAGCCCUGCAGGAUCUGCCCAAGCUGGUCCCCAGGACUCUCCGGUUAAACAAAAAGACCUGGACACUGUAACAGAAUCAGUGGAUGGGCAAAGCCCCAGCAAUGGACGGAUGAGGGGAACAUGGUCCCCUUCAGCUUCCCCUUCCACCAGCAUCCUCAAGAAAGGCCAGAAGAGACCAUUGGAGGUGGAGAUGACCUCUCCUCUUGUCAAGUCCCGGCGUGUAUCUUUUGCUAACCCCAUCCAACAGCAGGAGAUAGCUGAUGAUAUCGAUCGGCGCAGCCCGGCUCUUAGGACCAGCUCUCCCAGCAGGUCCAAAAUCGGCAGCAUCCCACAGCCAAAGCAGGUCACCACUCCAACCAAAGGCCUGAAGAUCCUGAGCCCCAGGAAUCUGCACAGUCCAGGUUACAGGAGCUCCAAGAAGUGUCUGAUGUCUGAGAUGACUCAGGAGCCUCGAGCCGUGCCCAGAGACUGCAUCUACCCCUCCCUGGUGGGCUGCUCGGCCCCCGUGGAGGCUGUGCUUUCUCAGAUAUCCUCCACCAUGUGGUCUCGAGGGUUCGGACAACUCAUUCGUGCCAGAAACGUGAAAUCGGUUGGCGACCUCUGUGCCCUGACUCCUGCUGAGAUUAAGACUCUUCCCAUUCGAUCUCCAAAGAUCUCCAACGUCAAGAAGGCUCUGAAGAUCUAUGAACAGCAGCGGAGAGGGAGAGGAGACGAGCUGAAGAGCUUUGAUGAAACGGAGAGGAUAACCUCUGAGAUGGAGGAGACGGGUGGUCCUCACAACCAUGAGGAGGAGGAGAAGACCUCUGCAGAGACACUGGCCACCGAGCUGGUGGAGGAGGUGUUUUGUCCAGAUGGGAACAGCUCUGCGACGCCGACACCAGAACGGCAGGAUGGAGAGCAGAGACUCCUGGAAGUGUUGCACCCUGAUGCAGACCUGCCAUCAGCCGUGGAGGCUCUGACCUGCAGGAUGACGCCACCGGGACUCAGCCGCUGCUCUGCACAGCAGCUGGUGGAGAUGCACGAGCAGCUGGGAGACAUGAUGAGGGUGGUGGUGGUGGAGCUGCAGACACGACUGUGCCAGGCUGGGGACACGCGCUGAUGAGCUCAGCCGAAUGAUGCACCGAGGCAGGAAGUCCGAGCUCCUAAAGAACUUGCAAUAGAAGAAGGAAAUGCUUUCUGCCGGCUUUCACAGAUGGAGAAUCGGAUGGAUUUGAAUUUGGAUCAGUUGGAUGUUUUUCACAUUUUUGCUUGCUUUUAAUAACAGUUCAUUUUCUGGUAGCUGCAGAUCCUGAUUAGAUUCUAGAAUGUUUUUUUUUUUUUUAAAUUUAACACUUUUAUGCAGUGUUGGGUAUUUUUAAACUAUUUUUCCAUAAAUUUUAUUUCCCCCAUUUCAAUUUUUCCUCCAUCUCUGUAAAUAGUGCCCCCCAUUGUUUUAGGCUGCCUAUGGUUAUUUUCCAUCACUUCUCUUAAUUGUCUUAAUGUGUUAAUGUUCCAACAGACUGAGCCUCACGGGGUGUGCUGUAGGUUUAAUUUGUGGUUUUAAACUCCUAAAUAAAAACAACUUCAGGACCUUUA